AGGAAGUGGACCAACAGACACCACCUCAAGGCCGAGUCACUCUCCAACCGCAUUUGCAUAAAGUGCUAAAAAGAGGGCUGACAGAGCAGGGCAGAUGAUACAGGCCAGCAGACACAGAGGAGGAAGGAGGAUCCAGAGCUGACAUUGACAAAGCUGAUCCAGGAGCACACACCCACCAACACAUUCACAACUAAAAGCACACCUGUGAGUCAGACAGAGGACGGCCAGGAGGAGGACAGGACUUCAUAGAAAACCUUAAACUCUCCUCUGCUGGGAUCUCAGUUUGACUGCAGAAAAAUGCAUUUUGGAGUGAAAGAGGAGUGAGCAGAGGGAUAAAGAGAGGAUCAUCUCACAUCUUCGUCAGUCAACAGAUAAUCCAGACAUAAAGGCCAGAGAGUCCAGAGAAGACUUGAAAAAGAGAGGGGAGGCCUUAGAUAUCCAGAAGAUGGACCAGUCUCCUCAGAUCUGGCACAUGCAGGUUGACAACCCUGGAGAGCUGCAAAAGAAGAUAUCGAUCGCCAGCCAGCCGGAGUGCUCCAUCUGCUACAACAACUACGACAAUGUCUUCAAGACGCCCAAACUGCUGGACUGCACCCACACUUUCUGCCUGGAGUGCCUCUCCCGCCUCAUGGCGAUCUCCCUGGCCGACCAGGAGGACAACAACGGCAGCGCUCGCCUCUCCUGCCCCUUCUGCCGUCACCAAACUACGCUACCUGAGGAAGGGCCCCCUGCUUUGACCACCAGCCGCGAGGUCCUCUGCAAGCUGCCCAGCCACCAGCAGCAGGAGGAGCCCGUAUGGCUGGACGGGGAGAAGCUCUGCUACAAAACCAGGGACAGUGCCCCUGAUAGUCCCUCGGCUUUCUGCGUCUGCAUUGACAUUGGUGCCAGCAAGUCGUCCACCCCGGUCCAGUCGACGCCUCGGACUUUGGGUAUUCUGGACCGGCUGGCGGACUGGAAGAGGAUGGUGCUGUUUGUCAUCCUCAUGGUGCUGCUUGUUGUCGUCGUGUUGUGGCCUCUGCAAUGCGUUUUCACCACCGGGAGCAUGCGGUGUAUACGGCAGUCAAACCACGGCAACCCCACUCCGACACCAACCACCACUACCAUCAGACCGCGCUAUUAAACGGCCUGGACAUUUUGACACAAAAACUGUAGAUGUUAUGCUAAUAAUUGCACAAAAGUUGCUCCACAUAACUGUCAACACUUCAAAUUUUGUUGCCUGCAAUGGAACCAUGAAUGUUGACUCCAAGCGCUGCAAAAAAUGUUGGACUUUAGCACCUUUCAGAAGUGGUUUACUAUUUCAGACUUCACCAGGGACCAAAUAUUAUGGGUGGAAAGCAACACAGACUGCAACCAUUUCACUGAAUUUUUGCAUCAAAAUUAUUGAAACAUUUAGAAUCUUUCACAUCAUCACCAAAUUUUGCAAAAAAGCAGCUUUAACUGGAAUAAAUCCCCUCUUACACCAUGCAAUAGCAGCACGAUCAUUCCUACAAGCCUGUAAAGAUUGAUGAAAUGCCACAAACUUUUCCUAAAAUCAGUGACACAAACGCUUUUGCACUUGAAUCAUCCUCUGUAAAUUUAAACAGGACUAAAGUUUUCCAUUAAAUUUUGUGUCGAAAUGAAAUUGCAGAGGAUCAGAACACAGUGAACAUGUGUGGGUUGAUUUGUUGAUAGUGCCUGCUGAACGUGACGUAGAUGCUUGCCAAAUGACGUUUUGUGAAGGUUCAUGCCAACUUUGCUAUGCAAAUAUCCAGCUGGCUAGAGAACAACAAAUAGUCAAGAUUGUAGUGAUAGAAGAGAUCUUUAACAAAGAUAAGAAUGUAAUCACAAUGUGCCAACUAAGAACUCAAACUUUUUAAGUAUUGUACAUUUGAUUGUGUGUUUUUUAUGCCUUUGUUUACAGAACUCUA
Messenger RNA from Cheilinus undulatus (humphead wrasse), 1907 nucleotides. Its product is annotated as RING finger protein 223. NCBI's taxonomy places the organism in Eukaryota, Metazoa, Chordata, Actinopteri, Labriformes, Labridae. Gene Ontology annotation, biological process: protein ubiquitination. The record is from RefSeq and is a predicted model, not a curated record. The coding region runs from base 446 to 1120 and encodes 224 amino acids. The transcript has 3 exons. Gene Ontology annotation, molecular function: ubiquitin protein ligase activity.